AUGGCCAAAAAAAAUAGACUAAACACUUCUCAAAGAAAGUCUCUACGUCAAAAGGAAGACGAAUACAUUGAAAAUUUGAAGACUAAAAUCGAUGAAUAUGACCCUAAGAUAACUACCGCCAAAUUUUUUAAAGACCUACCUAUUAGUGAGCCCACUUUAAAAGGUUUGAGAGAAUCAUCCUUUAUGAAACUUACCGAAAUCCAAGCAGAUUCCAUUCCAGUAUCUUUACAAGGUCACGAUAUACUAGCAGCCGCAAAGACAGGUUCUGGUAAGACGCUAGCUUUCUUAAUUCCAGUCAUCGAAAGACUAUAUCGCGAGAAAUGGACUGAAUUCGACGGUUUGGGUGCACUCAUUAUCUCUCCUACCAGAGAGUUAGCUAUGCAAAUAUACGAAGUUUUGACCAAAAUUGGUAGUCAUACUUCAUUUUCAGCUGGUUUAGUUAUUGGUGGUAAAGACGUCAAAUUUGAACUAGAAAGAAUAUCCAGAAUCAACAUUCUUAUUGGUACACCCGGUCGUAUCUUACAACAUUUGGAUCAAGCCGUAGGUUUGAACACCUCCAAUUUACAAAUGCUUGUCCUUGACGAGGCUGAUAGAUGUUUGGAUAUGGGAUUCAAAAAAACCCUAGAUGCUAUCGUAAGCAAUUUGUCCCCAUCUAGGCAAACUCUUUUAUUUUCUGCAACUCAGUCUCAGUCCGUUGCAGAUUUGGCUAGGCUAUCCUUGACGGACUAUAAAACUGUUGGGACAAGUGACGUUAUGGACGGAUCAGAUAACGCAGGACCAUCCACUCCAGAAACUUUACAGCAGUCCUACAUCGAGGUGCCCUUGGCAGAUAAACUGGAUACUCUUUUCAGUUUCAUCAAAUCGCAUCUGAAAAGCAAAAUGAUUGUUUUCUUAUCAAGUUCCAAACAAGUGCAUUUUGUUUAUGAAACAUUUAGAAAAAUGCAGCCAGGUAUCUCUUUGAUGCAUUUACACGGUAGACAAAAACAACGUGCGAGAACAGAAACUUUAGAUAAAUUUAACCGUGCUCAACAGGUCUGUCUUUUUGCUACAGAUGUCGUCGCCAGAGGUAUCGAUUUUCCUGCGGUUGAAUGGGUUGUCCAAAAUGAUUGCCCAGAAGAUGUAGACACAUACAUCCAUAGAGUUGGUAGAUGUGCCCGUUAUGGUAAAAAGGGUAAAUCGUUAAUUAUGUUGACUCCACAAGAACAAGAAGCGUUCCUAAAAAGAUUACAAGCCAGGAAGAUUGAGCCCAGUAGACUAAACAUAAAACAAUCGAAGAAGAAAUCUAUCAAGCCGCAAUUACAAUCAUUGUUAUUUAAGGACCCAGAACUGAAAUAUCUGGGACAAAAGGCAUUUAUUUCAUACGUGAGAUCCAUCUAUGUACAAAAAGAUAAAGAAGUUUUCAAAUUCGAUGACUUGCCAACAGAGGAGUUUGCCUAUUCGCUUGGUUUACCGGGUGCUCCAAAGAUCAAAAUGAAGGGUAUGAAGACCAUUGAACAAGCAAAAGAAAGAAAGAAUGCUCCCAGACAGCUUGCAUUUUUAUCAAAGGCAAACGACGAUGGUGACGUAAUAGAAGAUAAAUCUAAACAGCCAAGAACAAAAUACGAUAAAAUGUUUGAACGUAAAAAUCAAACCAUUCUAAGUGAACAUUAUCUAAAUAUAACGAAGGCCCAAGCACAAGAGGAUGAGGACGAUGAUUUUAUCUCCGUCAAGCGUACAAAUCAUGAAAUAAAUGAAGCUGAACUGCCAGCCCUUACUCUUCCCUCUUCAAGGAGAGCCCAAAAGAAAGCGCUUUCUAAAAAGGCAUCCAUAUCUUCCAAAGGUAACGCUAGUAAAGUGGUAUUUGAUGAUGACGGUGAAGCUCAUCCAGUUUACGAACUAGAAGGCGAAGAGGAAUUUCACAAGAAGGGUGAUGCAGAAAUCCAAAAGACAGAAUACUUGAGUAAAGAAUCUGCAGUAAUGGCUGAUAUCGAUGGUAUCGAUAAACAAGUGGCUAAGGAAAAGAAACAAGAAAAGAAAAGAAAGAGGUUGGAAGCUAUAAGAAGAGAGAUGGAGGCCACAAUGGAAGAGGAACAUUCUGGAGAUGAAGGCGAAGGGGCAUCAGUAGCAUACUUAGGAACAGGUAACUUAAGUGAUGACAUGCACGAUGAUGAUAUGUCUGAAUCAGAAGGCCAUUUGAAGAAGAAAGCUAGAACUGUUGAUUACUCACACGGUAAGAAACAAUCUAAUUCGGCCGAUGAUAUUAUUGAAGUGGAAGAACCACAAACUUUGGAAGAUUUAGAAUCUUUGACAGCUAAGUUGAUUCAAGGUUAA
Saccharomyces eubayanus is the source of this 2310-nucleotide messenger RNA. RefSeq names its product RNA-dependent ATPase HCA4 (gene HCA4). Gene Ontology annotation, cellular component: nucleus. Gene Ontology annotation, molecular function: nucleic acid binding; ATP binding; RNA helicase activity. The transcript has a single exon. Gene Ontology annotation, biological process: rRNA processing. The record is from RefSeq and is a predicted model, not a curated record. NCBI's taxonomy places the organism in Eukaryota, Fungi, Ascomycota, Saccharomycetes, Saccharomycetales, Saccharomycetaceae. Bases 1 to 2310 code for a protein of 769 amino acids.